This is a messenger RNA of Staurois parvus, 415 nucleotides long. The record is from the annotation of a GenBank genome assembly. Lineage: Eukaryota; Metazoa; Chordata; Amphibia; Anura; Ranidae.
UUACUGCUUGGAUAAAAUCGGAUCAAGAGGACAGCUUUGUAUAUACCUCAACCAUAAGGAAUAGGUGCCACUUGGAGCUGCCGGGGCAUUGUUACUGCUAAGUGUGCGGAGAGAGGCAGAAGUAUGACCCAAGAGAGGAACAAUGAGCUCCCAACCAUGGAGGACCCACUUCAUGUAGACAACUCCUUUGUGGUUGAUUCUGAGCCCAACAAUCCUUUCACAGACAGAAGUUUGGAUGGCGGUGACUACGAAACAGAAGCAGCGGUCUCUGGAGGUUAUAUUGUGCAGAUGAUUCCCGCAGAAGCUUUUGAAAGCACAGAACAGACGGAGCAUUGUGGCACAGCACUCAUAACUCAGAAGGUAUCAGUUGAAAAGUUUAUAUAGUUAGUAUAUAGACAGUCCAUGAAAUUCAUAA